Echinococcus granulosus is the source of this 843-nucleotide messenger RNA. RefSeq lists its product as hypothetical. The record is from RefSeq and is a predicted model, not a curated record. NCBI's taxonomy places the organism in Eukaryota, Metazoa, Platyhelminthes, Cestoda, Cyclophyllidea, Taeniidae. The transcript is spliced from 4 exons. Bases 1 to 843 code for a protein of 280 amino acids.
AUGAGCCACCAGACAAAUCACCUCCUUCGUCUCGCCUUCUUCCUGGCGGUGAGUUUAGCCGGAGCCUCUACGAUCCGGCCGCGUACCGCUUCAGAGCUUGAGACUACUGAUCCCGAGACAUUGAACGCACACAAAGACUUUCUUAGUCUUCUCCGUGGUCCUCUCAUACCAGCAGCUUUCAUGAACCCUCAUGGGGCCAGAAACAAUCCUCGUUGCACAAAGAGUUCCCCUUAUGUGGAUAUGGAUGACAAAAUAUUCGUGGAAGAGCUUCCAAGUCCACGGAUCGAGAGCAACAUUCGAGAGAUCAUAAACACUUUUGUAGAGGCGCUGAAAGCACGACAAAUCCUGGUUCGUCUCCCUUCUCUUCCAAAUUCGCAAAGAACAAAAGCGGAGGGAAUCCGAGUCCUGCACUUUCGCUCAGUGCCCAUGUACAGUGAGAUGCUAAAGCGCGCUCGAGUGAGAGAGGGCUUCGAUCUUCUAAGCCGGCGACGGCGCAGCCUCGAUGGACUCGAAAUGGAUGCAGAGUUUAAAUCUCUGAUUUCGAGUGGCAAGGCGCCUGUCACAAACUGUACGGGUAUUUUUGCCAAUUACUGUUACAAUUCCAUCUCCUGCAUUUACGUCAGCGUUCUGGAGAGCGCUGCUUGCUCGUGUAUGCCGGGUUACACAGGUCUGCGUUGUGACCUCUAUGACCUCUCGAUAACCUUGGCCACCCUGUCUCAGUUUCGCACCACCACAGUUGACAUCGAGGCUCUGCGACCUGAGGAUUCUGCAACUAUGUACAGUGUUCUCGAUGCUACUGCACGAUAUACCUACUCGGCCUUCGAAAUAGAGGACGAAGUUUGA